CUUUGAAAAAUCAAUUAUGGCAUCAAUUGUGGUGACAAUUGAAGACAUUUUCGAUGAAUUGUUGGUCGAAAACAAUAGACUAAUGAAUGAGUUAUUGUUUGCCAACAAAUUGAAGAAGUUUUUGAUUAAAUUGAUUGAAAAGUAUGAAUCGGUUAUCGAUUGCGAAGACAAACAACAAUUCAAUGAUUUGAUACAAAAUAUGGUAAUCAAUGGUAAGAAAAGUGUUGAUAACAACAGCCACACAAUCACUGAUCAGUCGGAUGUCAUGUAUGACAACAGUAAUAAUAGUUGCGUUUCAUUGAAUUUGCAAACUAUUGCCACCAAUGAUGAAGACAACCAAUGGUUACCAGAAGAUACUGAAACACAAAAUAUUAAACAAACCAAAAGUGAACCGAUAUAUCAAUUAAAUUCAAGUGAAGUGAUGGGACCUAAAACAAGAAAAUAUGAGAUGUGUUACGAUUCAGCGACCAAUCUAUAUGUUUGCCGUAACCCUAAAUGCAACGGCAAAUCGUUUGAAAAAUAUGAUCAACUUUAUCAACAUAUGAGGAAUCAUUCAGACAAACGAUUCAAAUGCCACGUUUGCGACAAAGGUUUCAUAAAACCAAGUGAUGUAAGAGUUCAUCUGUUGGUCCACUCGGACACUAAACCAUUUAAGUGUCCGCACGACGACUGCACUUAUGAGACCAAAUAUAAGUCAGCCGUUGCUAAACACAUAAAAGUCAGUCAUAGAAAUGAGCGACCAUUUUCCUGCCCGAUACCUGAAUGUGGCCUUAAGUUUGCCGCAAAACAAAAUUUGUUGAUUCAUAUACAACGCCAUUCAAAUGAAUACCCGUUUUGGUGUACUUUUGACGGAUGCGACAAACGAUUCAAAAUUGAAAAAUCUCUUAAAGAACAUUCACUAAUACAUAGUUCGGCAAAAACAUUGAAAUGCUAUUACAUUGGAUGUAAUGAAAUGUUUCGUACAAUUUAUAACAGAAAAAAACACAUACAUAUCGUUCAUAAGAAAACUAAUUUACAGACAAUGAAGUCAUUUGAUGAUAACAAUCAUCUCCUUCUGCACACACAUCGCCACUCCGAUGAAUACCGGUUUCGGUGUACUUUUAGCGGAUGUGAUAAACAAUUCAAAAUUGAAGAAUACCUCAAAACUCAUUCACUAAUACAUAUGAAUGUGAAUAAAGACGAUAUUAUUAAUAGUUUGGAACCGACUCAUGUCAAUAGUGAAGAUAAUAUCAACAACACAACUACUGGUCAGUCCGAUGACAUGUACGACAACAGUAAUAAUAGAUGCGAUCCAUUGACUUUGCAAUCUAUUGCCACCGAUGAUAAAGACGACGAAUGUUUAUCAGAAGAUUCUGAAACAAAAAAUGUUAAACAAACUAAAAGAGAGCGGAAAAAGUCACUUAAAGACAAUUCAAGUGAAGAAAAGAAGCAGAGAAAUGCCAUUAAUGAAGAUAUCAAUUGUUUGGAAACAACAGAUAAUAUAAACAAAUCAACCAUUGGUCAGUCCGAUGACUUGUAUGAUAACAAUAGUUGCGAUUCAUUGACUUUGCAAUCUAUUGCAAUCGAUAAUGUAGACGACGAAUGGUUACCAGAAGAAUCUGAAAAACAAAAUUUUAAACAAACAAAAAGUGAACCAAAAAAUUCAAAUAAUAUCAAAUUAGUUGAAGUGAUGGGACCUAAAACAAGAAGAUAUGAGAUGUGUUACGAUUCAGCGACCAAUCUAUAUGUUUGCCGUAACCCUAAAUGCAACGGCAAAUCGUUUGAAAAAUAUGAUCAACUUUAUCAACAUAUGAGGAAUCAUUCAGACAAACGAUUCAAAUGCCACGUUUGCGACAAAGGUUUCAUAAAAUCAAGUGAUGUAAGAGUUCAUCUAUUGGUACACUCAGACACUAAACCAUUUAAGUGUCCGCACGACGACUGCACUUAUGAGACCAAAUAUAAGUCAGCCGUUGCUCAACACAUAAAAGUCAGUCAUAGAAAUGAGAGACCAUUUUCCUGUCCAAUAGCCGACUGUGGCCUUACGUUUGCCGCAAAACAACAACUGCUUAAACAUACACAACUUCACUCCAAUGAAUACCCGUUUCGGUGUACUUUUGACGGAUGUGACAAACGAUUCAAAGUCGAAGGAUAUCUCAAAGUUCAUUCAUUAAUACAUAGUUCGGCAAAAACAUUGAAAUGCUAUUACAUUGGAUGUAAUGAAAUGUUUCGUACAAUUUCUAACAGAAAAAAACACAUACAUAUGGUCCACAAGAAACCCAAUUUACCAAAAUUUAUAUCAUGUGAUUGGCCCGGAUGUGAGUACAAGACAAGAGCUCAUUCAUCUAUGAAACCUCACAAACAAAUGCAUACCAAUGACCGUCCAUUUCAAUGUGAUUGGCCAGACUGUAACAAACGGUUCCGAAGAUUACAACUACUCAAUGAACAUAAGCACAUCCAUACCAACGAUAAGCCUCACGCAUGUCAUUGGCCCGGAUGUCACUACCGGUGCAAUGAUACGGCAAACCUGAGAAAACAUUUACGGACUACACAUAAUAUUUUCGAUGAAUUAUCGAUCGAAAACAAUAGACUAAUAAAUGAGUUAUUGUUUGCCAACAAAUUGAAGAAGUUUUUGAUGAAAUUGAUUGAAAAGUAUGAAUCGGUUAUCGAUUGCGAAGACAAACAACAAUUCGAUGAUUUGACACAAGAGAUGACAAUCAAUGGUAACUUAAGUGUUAGAUAUCAUUCACCGGUACAGUCAGUGACCAAACAGUAUAAGUGUCGACAAAACGACUGUACAUUUCAGACCAAUUCUAAGCCAUAUUAUAACAAACACUUAAGUGUUAAUCAUAGAGAAGAUAGAGAAGAGUCUCUGUUUUGCUGUCAAAUACCCGACUGUGGCUUCACAUGUGCUGAUAAACACACUCUUCAUCAACACAUACAGCUUCUUCACUCUAAGGAAGAAAAUGUCAAUAAUAGCGAUAAUAUCGAUCAGAGUUUGAAUUUAAAAGAUAAGAAAUCAAAGCGCAAAGUCUUGAAGACGUAUUCAGUCAAACGGAAACACGAGAGUAUGGAUGCGAUUACCGGUAAUGAAGACAUCAAUUGUUUGGUAUCGAUAGAAGUCAAGUGUGAAGAUAAUACCACUGACACAAUCACUGGUCAGUCUAUUGCUAGCGAUAAUGUAGACAACGAAUGGUUACCAAAAGAGUCUGAAACACAAAAUGUUAAACAAAUUAAAAAAAUAAAACCGAAGAAAACACUUACCGAUGAAGACAAUUCUUGUUCAGUAAAAGUACAGAAUAUAAAAAAAUAUGACUAUUGUUACGAUUCAGUGACCAAUUUGUAUGUCUGUCCACACGAUAGCAAAUCGUUUGAAAAGUAUGAUAGACUUUAUGAACACUUUAUGAGGAUUCAUGUGGACAGACGAUUCAAAUGCCAGGUUUGCGACAAAAGUUUCAAAUCUGGAAAAGCUGUUCGCAAUCAUUCAGUUAUACAUUCGGUUACCAAACAAUAUAAGUGUCCGCACGACGACUGUAACUUUGAGGCCAACUAUAAGAAUUACAUUGAAAAACACAUAAGAAUUAUUCAUAGAAAAGAGCGUCAGUUUUUGUGUCCAAUACCCGACUGUGGCCUUACGUUUGCCGAAAAACAAAAUUUGUUGAUUCAUAUACAACGCCAUUCAAAUGAAUACCCGUUUUGGUGUACUUUUGACGGAUGCGACAAACGAUUCAAAAUUGAAAAAUCUCUUAAAGAACAUUCACUAAUACAUAGUUCGGCAAAAACAUUGAAAUGCUAUUACAUUGGAUGUAAUGAAAUGUUUCGUACAAUUUCUAACAGAAAAAAACACAUACAUAUCGUUCACAAGAAAACCAAUUUACAGACAAUAAAAUCAUGUGAUUGGCCCGGAUGUGAGUACAAGACUAAACAUCCCUCAGCUAUGGUAGAACACAAACGAUACCACGAAGAUGACCGUCCAUUUCAAUGUGAUUGGCCAGACUGUAACAAACGGUUCAGAAGAUUACAACUACUCAACGAACAUAAGCACAUCCAUACCAACGAUAAGCCGCACGCAUGUCAUUGGCCCGGAUGUCACUACCGGUGCAAUGAUAAGGCAAAUCUGAGAAAACAUUUACGAACUAUACAUCAUCUCUUAGUUAUGGCAUCAAUUGUGGUGACAAUUGAAGACAUUUUCGAUGAAUUGUCGAUCGAAAACAAUAGACUAAUGAAUGAGUUAUUGUUUGCCAACAAAUUGAAGACAUUUUUGAUGAAAUUGAUUGAAAAGUAUGAAUCGGUUAUCGAUUGCGAAGACAAACAGCACUUCAAUGAUUUGACACAAGAGAUGACAAUCAAUGGUAAGAAAAGUCAAUCAUUGGAUUGUCGUAAUAAUAGCGACAAAGGUUUGGAUCAAUUGGAUAAAUAUGUCGACAGAAAAGAUAUCGUCAGAUUUGCAAACCAGAUAUUGUCAACAAAAGUGAAGAAAUCAAAAACAUUAACAAAGAUAAAGAAAAUGAAGAAUAAAAAUGUGAUUGUUUUUACUGGUGAUAGCAAUAGUUUAAGACAAACACUUGUUGACAACAAAGAUAUAGUUAACGACACGAUCACCGAUCAGUCAGUAGACAAAUGUCGACAAAUGGUUUGUACUGAUGGUACUACUAAUUGGGAUCAAAAUGAUGUCCAAUCUAUUGGAUGUAACGAUGACUUUGAUUGUAUGUCAUUUGGAUCUGAUAUAAUACAAAACAAAGAAAGGCUCGACAGCAGUGAUAGACAGCAGAAGUUAUUUGAAGACAAAAUAAAUUUUUCAAAGAAAUCGUCGAGAUUUCGAAAGAGUGACUUAUAUUAUGAAUCGGUGACCAAUUCAUAUGUCUGUCCUCAUCCCGAAUGCAACAAAUCAUUUGCCGAAUACAGAUUACUUCACAAACACAUAAAGUAUGUUCACUCGCAAACAAUCAUCAAUUGUAACGUUUGCGACAAGAGUUUCAAAAAUCCCAAAUGUCUUAGUGUUCAUCUAUUGCUACACUCGGAUGUUAAGCCACACAAGUGUCCGCACGACGACUGUCCAUACGCUUCAAGAAAUAAACAGUUACUUAAACUUCAUAUAAAACAAAACCAUAGCGACGAACGACCGUUUGUUUGUCCGAUAGCCGACUGUGGCGACAAGUUUUUGACCAAAAAUAAUCUCAAAGGUCAUAUGUUGACUCAUUCGGAUGAACGGCCGUUUAGGUGCGAGUUUGUCGGCUGCGGUAAAACAUUCAAAACUAAUUACUCACUGAAAGGACAUCUACUGAGACAUACAACAGAACCAACACUGAAAUGUCAUUACGACGGAUGUAACGAAAUGUUUCUGAACUUUGAUCGCCGACAGAGACACGUCAGUACUGUCCACAAGAAAAAACCCAAAAAGACUAACCCAUCGUUUAGGUGCGAUUGGCCGGGAUGUGAGUUUCGGGCAUUCAAACCAUAUACUGUUAAAGAACAUAAAAGAGUGCACACCGAUGAACGACCGUUUGUAUGUGAUUGGCCAGACUGUGGCAAACGGUUCCGAUGGUUGCAUGUAUUGGCCGAACAUAAACACAUCCAUAUCAACGAUAAGCCACACGCAUGUCAUUGGCCCGGAUGUCACUACCGGUGCAAUGAUAAGUCAAAUCUGAGAAAACAUUUGCGAACUACACAUAAAUAA
Oppia nitens is the source of this 5653-nucleotide messenger RNA. Its product is annotated as zinc finger protein 91-like. Gene Ontology annotation, molecular function: RNA polymerase II cis-regulatory region sequence-specific DNA binding; DNA-binding transcription factor activity, RNA polymerase II-specific. The transcript has 4 exons. Gene Ontology annotation, biological process: regulation of transcription by RNA polymerase II. Lineage: Eukaryota; Metazoa; Arthropoda; Arachnida; Sarcoptiformes; Oppiidae. The record is from RefSeq and is a predicted model, not a curated record. Bases 17 to 5653 code for a protein of 1878 amino acids. Gene Ontology annotation, cellular component: nucleus.